AUGUCGUCUAUUCUGAGACCGGCCGCGACGGCAAUGGUCGAGGCGCGCGCUCACGUUCUCCUGGCGGACGUCGCCCUUACCCGCCUCCGAUGGACGACUACGAUAGGCGUGGCCCUCCACGAGGUUACAGCCCGCGCAGAGAUGGAUAUCGUGACGGCUAUCGUGAGCGCAGCCCUCGUCGAGAGUACUAUGAUGAUCGCGCUCGAUACCGAUCCCCUCCUCGCCGCCCUAUGGAUGAUUACCCUCCACCGCGAGGCCGCUAUGACGACCCCUACCGUCGAGACUAUCCUCCGCCACCCGAUCCCUAUGCCAACGGUAGACCCUACGACCGUCCUCCGAGAGACUUCCCUCCUCGAGAUGGGGCGUACCCUCGUGAUGGGUACCCUCGCGAGUAUGACCGUGGUGGCCGUUACUGGUAACUCAUCUCCUGCUCAAACACUUGCCUCAAAGGGGCUGUCCUUGACUCUGAAUAGAUCCUGGAGGCGCCCAAAACAUGUUACAGUACAGAGACCGCAUCCUCGCUUCUAG
Molecule: messenger RNA, 528 nt
Organism: Colletotrichum chrysophilum
Lineage: Eukaryota; Fungi; Ascomycota; Sordariomycetes; Glomerellales; Glomerellaceae
Exons: 2
Coding region: 1-528 (175 amino acids)
Source: RefSeq, a predicted model, not a curated record